GUUUCGACAGGACAAAGAACUGGUAACACAACUUUUUUAAUUAAAGGAAAACAUGAAGAUGUCAUGAGAGCUAAGCGUGAUUUAUUAGAUAAUUUAGCCGUUAAAAGUGAAGAAGUUAUUCAAAUCCCAAUUUCUGCUCGUCGUUAUAUUCUUGGAUCGCGUGGUGUAACUUUACAAACUAUUACGCAUGAAACUAGUACUAGAAUUCAACUUCCACCUCGCCAAGAAAAUCAUAAUGAAGAGAAAUCUGAACUUGAUUAUGAUGAGGAUGAAGAAAUGAUGGACGUUAAAAUAGAAGGUGAUGCGAAAGGUAUUAGUUUAGCCAAAGAAAAAAUUGAAGCCAUCGUAAAUAACAGGGUAACCACGCGAGUUCAUAAAAUUACUCAUAUUGAGCACCACUAUUAUCCACUUAUUUCGGGUGCUCAUAACGCACAUAUUAAUCAAAUUAGCAACGAAACUGGUGCCAGAAUCUACAUUCCUCCUUUUCUUUCUACGGAAUCAGCUGAAGGCUACGAAUGUUCUUCCAAAGAUGCUAUUAGUAUUUCUGGUGACAAAGAGGCUGUUAAGAAGGCGUUGGAUAAAAUUGAAGGAAUCUAUGAAGGAUUGAAAAGUAAUACUACCACACUCGAUGUAAACAUUCCAAAACCUCAACAUAAAUACCUCAUUGGUUCAAAAGGAUCUAAUCUUCAGGAAAUUCUUGAAAAAACCGGUUGUUCUUUAGAACUCGCGCCAUUGUCUCACCCUUCAGAAAAAGUUACGAUUCGAGGAAUACAAAACCAGCUUGUUGUAGCGCUUCAAAUUGUGAUGGAUAAGGCCAGCUCAAUUCGAGUUCAAACCCUGGAUAUUACCAAGAUUCACAAAACUGAUCAACCUUUGGAACAUGCCAAAAAUAUAUUGAAAUAUUUAUGGAACAGGAACAAGUUAAAAAAGAUUGAAAGCGACACAGGAGUUCAAAUUAUUGUACCAAAAGGACCAGCUUUAGAAAAAGCUGUUGUUUUGGAAUUUGUUGGUAAGGUUCUUGAAGAAGUGGAAAAUGCACGAAAAGAAGUCAGUGAAAUAGUUAAAGGUUUAUCUCCAAAUUAUUUCGCCGUUGCGACUAUUGAACCUCAUUUGCAUCGACAUAUAAUUGGUCGUAAAGGACAAAAUCUCCAACGAGUUAAAGAUACAUAUGGCGUUGAGAUUAUUGUUCCUGACGAAAAAGACGAAAGUCCGGAUAUAUUGAUUGUAUUUGAAGGAAAAGAAGGUGAAGAAAUUCCUUCUGAUAGGAAGAAAAAGGAAACAUAUAUCAAAGAUGUUUUAGAAAAGGCUAAAACUGAAUUGGUCAAAGCAGGACAAGAUGCUUCUGAUUUUGCUACACAAACUCUCACUAUUCCGGUACGUUUUCAUCGAUAUAUUAUUGGCCCAAAAGGUAAUACACUUAACAACAUUACCGGAGGAAAUGAUGCACCCGUUUCUGUUAAGUUUGGAUCUUCUCGAACUGGUGCAGCAGAACGUUCUGCAAAUGCUGAAGGUAAAAAGCUUGUCAACGUGCCGAUUUCUGAUGACAUUGUCAUAAUUAAAGGCCCAACUGAUGAAGUUGAGAGAGUUGUUAAUGAAAUUAAAAAUGUAGUCGAUAACGCUAAACACAUUGAGAUCAUGAAUUCUUAUACGGAGGAAUUUACCUUUCCUGCACAGUAUUCUGCUCACGUAAUUGGUAAAGGUGGUGCACACGUGAAUCGUUUAAAGGAAAGUUUAAGUGUUAAAAUUGAUAUUGAAGGUGGUGCCAAAGGGGAGGAAAAGAAAACUAAUCCGGGUGAAAAUGUUAAAGUUACUAUUAUGGGAAUGAAGAGUAAUGUAGAAAAGGCAAAAGAAAAAAUUUUAGAUCUGAUAGAUAAAUUGCAGGAUGCUACUGUAAUUCAUUUAAAGGUUCCUGCCGAAUACCAUAAAUCGUUGAUUGGUGCAAAAGGUCGUUAUGUAAAACGUCUCGAAGAAAAAUAUGGAGUACACAUUCGUUUUCCAAAAACAAACCAAGCUAAUGGAGAAGGUGAAGAAGACAUUUAUGCCCAAAAACCCGAUGAAGUUAUUAUAAAAGGCGGGAAGAAAGGAGUAAAUGAUGCAAAAACAGAAUUACUGGAAUUACUGGAUUAUGAAAAGGAUCAUGACCAUUCUAUUAACUUCAAAAUUCCUGCUAAAUAUCUUCCACAUAUUGUUGGUAAAAAUGGUUCUAGAAUCACAGAAAUUAAAUAUGAUACCUUUACACGCAUUGAUCUAGGUCGACCAGAAAUUUUGGAGGAUGGUUCAGAACAAGAAGUUGCGAAUGUUGUUAUUCAUGGAACAAAGUCUGAUAUUUGUAAUGCUCAAGAAAAAAUUCUUAAUAUCGUAAAAGAACUUGAAAAUCAGAUUACUCUUACUAUACAUAUAGACCCUCAACAUCAUAAAUAUUUAAUUGGUCCAGGUGGAAGCCGUAUUCGCGAAACUGUUGCGAAUGUAAGCGGGUCAGAAGAAAAAGGUAGUCAAGCCGGUGUUGUAAAGUUUCCUCGCCCUGGUGAUAACAGUGAUGAGGUGAUCCUUAAAGGAGAUAAAGAACUUGUUGAAAAGGUUAAACUUGAGUUAGAAAGAUUAGUUGAAGAACAAAAUAACCUAAAAGUUGGUAUAGUUCAAAUACCACGGGCUCAGCACCCAAUAAUCAUCGGUCGUAAUGCAAAUCAGCUUAAAGAAAUCCAAUCUCGCUUUAAUGUUGAAAUUCAAUUUCCUGGUUCAAGAUCUUAUCAUGAUACUCCUAUUGCGGAAAUUUCUAUUGAAGAAAUUGAAAAUAGUGAGGAAGCAGUAAAGAUCAUUGGCAAAGAGGAAAAUAUUGAAGCUGCUAAAGCCGAUAUUUUAUCUAGAAUUAGGUAUGUUCAUACCGUGAAUAUACCACGUAAAUUUCACUGUGCAGUUUUCGCAAACGGUUCUACUAUUCGAAAACUGAGGAAUGAAUUUCAUGUCAUUGUUGAUCAUGGUGAAGAAAUACCACCUGAAAAAAAUGACUUGCAAUUUAUAAAACUUAAUGAUGAAGCUUCGAUAAAGGAAAAUGAUCUUGAAAAUGAAAGUUCUCUAUCAAAGAGAGAUUAUGAAAUUUUUGAAAAUUAUGGCGAAGAAGUUGGUGAUAUUUCCUGGAAUUUGAAAGGGGAAAAAUCGCAAGUCGAAAAAGCAGAAGUAUAUCUUAGAGAGUUAAUAGAAGAGGCGAGUAACUUUACUCAUACGGGACAUAUUACUAUUCCUCAACAAUAUCAUCGUCAUAUUAUUGGCCGAGGGGGUGCAACUAUUACUCGUAUUCGCACUGAAAGUGGAUGCAAGAUAGAGGUGCCUAAAAUCAAAGGCGACGAUAAUGUGAUCGUGACUGGAUCACAAAGAGGAAUUGACGAAGCGUACAGGUUAUUAAAUGACAUUGUAGAACGAGCUGAAAAGAAUAUUCAUUAAAAUCUUUCUUAACCAUCACUUUGCAUAAGAAAAAUAAGAAAAGAAUUAUUACUAGAAUAUUUAAAAAAAAAAUGAUUACUGUUUACACUUAAACAUUUGUCAAUGUGUAUAGUUAGUAUCAAU
This is a messenger RNA of Rhizophagus irregularis DAOM 181602=DAOM 197198, 3561 nucleotides long. RefSeq lists its product as uncharacterized. The record is from RefSeq and is a predicted model, not a curated record. Gene Ontology annotation, molecular function: mRNA binding. Gene Ontology annotation, cellular component: cytoplasm; nucleus. Gene Ontology annotation, biological process: nuclear division. Lineage: Eukaryota; Fungi; Glomeromycota; Glomeromycetes; Glomerales; Glomeraceae.